UUUUAAACUUUUUUUAACGUUUUUUACCCUGGUACAGAUAAACUUGAUUGUGCAACUUAUAUAAGCCACUUAGGAGACAGUAUAUGUAGGAAAUACAAACUUAAGUUUAAAGCAUGGAACAAGCAGACGGUAUGGCACAAACAGAUUUUAAAGGAAAAAGGGCGUUGGUUACAGGAGCCGGAAAAGGUAUUGGGCGAGCAAUAGCAAUUAGAUUAGCUAACCUUGGUGCUAAGGUGUUUGGGAUAAGCAGAACACAGUCAGACUUGGACAGUCUUAAGAAGGAGGUUCCAUCUAUUGAGACAAGGUUAUUGGAUAUAUCAGAAUGGGAUAAGACACGAGAAGUGGUUGAAAACCUUGGUCCAAUAGACCUUCUUGUGAACAACGCUGGAAUAAUAAAGCAUACUCCAUUCUUAGAGAUUACCAAAGAAGAAUUUGAUGAUCAUCACAAUAUAAAUUUCCGGGCCGCAUUCAACAUUUCUCAGGUGGUUGCCCGGGGAAUGGCUGAACGUGGGAAUGGCGGAGCUAUUGUUAAUAUUUCCAGCAUUGCUGCUAUUCGUACCACCGCUUACCAUACGAGCUAUAGUCCUUCUAAGGCUGCCCUUGAUAUGAUGACUUCAUCAAUGGCGCACGAGCUUGGCUGCAUUCGUGUUAACAGUGUUAAUCCUACAGUGGUGAUGACAGAACUUGGAAAGAAAGUAUGGGGCGAUCCUGUUAAGCAAGCGGCGGUUCUUUCACGAAUUCCUAUUGGACGUUGUGCAGAGGAAGAAGACAUCGUAAAUGCGACGGUUUUCUUGCUGAGUGAAAAAUCUUCAAUGAUCACCGGCGUUACCUUACCUGUAGAUGGAGGAAUGCUAAUAGACAUAAUGUGAAAUAUUCCUAAACAUAUGUGUGAAAAAAAUAUUGACAUUUAGUGCUAUGUAAGCUUUCC
Ruditapes philippinarum (Manila clam) is the source of this 928-nucleotide messenger RNA. RefSeq names its product L-xylulose reductase-like. Gene Ontology annotation, molecular function: carbonyl reductase (NADPH) activity; L-xylulose reductase (NADPH) activity. Bases 114 to 869 code for a protein of 251 amino acids. The record is from RefSeq and is a predicted model, not a curated record. The transcript has 8 exons. Gene Ontology annotation, biological process: glucose metabolic process; xylulose metabolic process. Lineage: Eukaryota; Metazoa; Mollusca; Bivalvia; Venerida; Veneridae.